This is a messenger RNA of Candida tropicalis MYA-3404, 837 nucleotides long. RefSeq lists its product as uncharacterized. Gene Ontology annotation, cellular component: cytoplasm; Atg12-Atg5-Atg16 complex; phagophore assembly site membrane. The coding region runs from base 1 to 837 and encodes 278 amino acids. The record is from RefSeq and is a predicted model, not a curated record. NCBI's taxonomy places the organism in Eukaryota, Fungi, Ascomycota, Pichiomycetes, Serinales, Debaryomycetaceae. Gene Ontology annotation, biological process: nucleophagy; autophagy of mitochondrion; autophagosome assembly. The transcript has a single exon.
AUGCAAGUAGAAAGAGAAUCCAGAGUUCAAUUGGAGAACUUAUCGGAGAUUAAGAAGAAACUAUGGAAUGGGUCAAUUAAUGUCAAAAUUAUUCUCGAAUUGCCAACAGAAAACAAGAACUUAGAGUAUCUCCUAUUUAUUCAUAGAAAUUCAUACUUCCCAAUUGUAUUCCCCGAAAUAAUUAGAUAUUUCAAGAAUUUCACAAACAUCGACCUAUCGAACAUUCCCGUUUGGUUAGAAUACGAACAGGUUCCGAUAAAAUGGAAUUUACCUGUCGGUGUUUUGUACGAUUAUUUAUAUUUACCAGCCCGUGAAAAUAUAGACAGCUGGACAUUAACCAUGAAAUACGACGAUGACUAUCCUAUAGAGCACGUAAUCCCGUUUAAUGAACUACUUCCUAAUGGAGAAGUUGACUAUUUAAAGACAUUGCAUCAGGUAUUAACCAACCAAUUGAAACAGUCUUGUUUUGUGAUUAAUGGAACUGCAAAACCAAUCAUGCAAUUGAGCGAAGACAAUUCCAAACUUUUAUGGAAAUCUAUACUAUCAAGAAAUUUAACUAAUUUUGCUUCUAUAAAUAGAAAGAUCAUAAAAUCAAUUGACAAAAUACCCGUCAAGAUCUAUAUUGCUGGUUCACCAACAGUUAUCCAAGUGCCAAUAUCAAAAUCACAAACACUUGGUGAGAUAUUAGACUUACACGCGGCAAAUUUGGCCAAGUUGGCACAUCCGUUUAUCCAAGGAAUAGACGCUACUCCGUUGGUAAAUGAAUCACUUCAGGAGAUCUGGAAAUUGUUCAAACAUCUAGAUAAUAUUCUAUAUAUUACAUUAAUUAUCCUUUAA